CUUCCUGGCGGAGCCAUGGCUGCGCAGCCGGCCGGUCCCGGGGCUCCGGCGACCCGGCCCCGCCGCCGCGCCCGCCCGGUCCCGCCGCCGCCGGGGUUCCCCGCGCCGCUGCCGUAGCGCGCCCUCCAGGGCUGCGAUCUCUUCUAUGAUGGAGGGAAGCCGGCAGACGAGAGUGUCCCGGCCGUACAAGAUCAGCGAAUCCUCAAAGGUGUACCACUGGGCCGAGCACUCGACCACGGUGCUGCAGCGGCUGAACGAGCAGCGUCUGCGCGGCCUCUUCUGCGACAUCGUCCUGGUGGCGGACGAGCAGCGCGUGCCGGCCCACCGCAACCUGCUGGCCGUGUGCAGCGACUACUUCAACUCCAUGUUCACCAUCGGCAUGCGCGAGGCCUUCCAGAAGGAGGUGGAGCUCGUCGGCGCCUCCUACAUCGGCCUCAAGGCCGUGGUGGACUUCCUGUACGGCGGCGAGCUGGCGCUGGACGGCGGCAACAUCGACUACAUCCUGGAGACGGCGCACCUGCUGCAGAUCUGGACGGCGGUGGACUUCUGCUGCGAGUACCUGGAGCAGGAGGUGAGCGAGGACAACUACCUGUACCUGCAGGAGCUGGCCUCCAUCUACAGCCUCAAGCGGCUGGACGCCUUCAUCGACGGCUUCAUCCUCAGCCGCUUCGGCACGCUCUCCUUCACGCCCGACUUCCUGCAGAACAUGUCCAUGCAGAAGCUGUGCGCCUACCUGGGCAGCAGCGAGGUGCAGCGCGAGUGCGAGCACGACCUGCUGCAGGCCGCCCUGCAGUGGCUGACGCAGCAGCCCGAGCGCGAGGCGCACGCCUACCAGGUGCUGGAGAACAUCCACUUCCCGCUCAUCCCCAAGAACGACCUGCUGCACCGCGUCAAGCCGGCCGUGUGCUCGCUGCUGCCGCGCGAGGCCAACUGCGAGGGCUUCAUCGAGGAGGCGGUGCGCUACCACAACAGCCUGGCGGCGCAGCCCGUCAUGCAGACCAAGCGCACGGCGCUGCGCACCAACCGCGAGCGCCUGCUCUUCGUGGGCGGCGAGGUCUCCGAGCGGUGUCUGGAGCUCAGCGACGACACCUGCUACCUGGACGCCGAGAGCGGGCAGUGGGUCAAGGAGACGCCGCUGCCGGCGCGCCGGAGCCACCACUGCGUCGCCGUGCUGGGCGGCUUCAUCUUCAUCGCCGGCGGCAGCUUCUCCCGGGACAACGGAGGGGACGCGGCGUCCAAUCUCCUUUAUAGGUAUGACCCCCGCUGUAAACAGUGGAUCAAGGUGGCCUCCAUGAGCCAGCGCCGCGUGGACUUCUACCUGGCCUCCAUCGAAGACAUGCUGGUGGCCGUCGGUGGCCGGAACGAGAACGGAGCCCUUUCUUCGGUGGAGACGUACAGCCCCAAGACCGACUCCUGGUCCUACGUGGCGGGCUUGCCAAGGUUCACCUACGGCCACGCAGGCACCAUCUACAAAGACUUCGUGUACAUCUCGGGCGGCCACGACUACCAGAUCGGCCCCUACCGCAAGAACCUCCUCUGCUACGACCACCGCACGGACGUGUGGGAGGAGCGGCGGCCCAUGACCACGGCGCGCGGCUGGCACAGCAUGUGCAGCCUCGGCGACAGCAUCUACUCCAUCGGCGGCAGCGACGACAGCAUCGAGUCCAUGGAGCGCUUCGACGUGCUGGGCGUGGAGGCCUACAGCCCGCAGUGCAACCAGUGGACGCGCGUGGCGCCCCUGCUGCACGCCAACAGCGAGUCGGGCGUGGCCGUGUGGGAGGGCCGCAUCUACAUCCUGGGCGGCUACAGCUGGGAGAGCACCGCCUUCUCCAAGACGGUGCAAGUGUACGACCGCGAGAAGGACAAGUGGAGCAAGGGCCCCGACCUGCCCAAGGCCAUCGCCGGCGUGUCCGCCUGCGUGUGCGCCCUGAAGCCGCGGCUGGAGGACAAGAAGAAGAAGGGCAAGGGCAAGAGGCACCAGGACCGGGGCCAGUGACCCCGGGGACCCGGCCGCAGGCGCCGCCGGCCCGCCGGAGCGUGAGGACCGGCAACGACUUCUCCGUAGCGUCCGGAACCAUUAUGUACUUCUUAGCAGCCUUUUUUACUUUUAUGAUUCUUGGUAUUUCUAUGAUAUCACAGUAACCGAUUAAAUAUUCUAUAUAGUUUUA
Messenger RNA from Hyaena hyaena (striped hyena), 2168 nucleotides. RefSeq names its product kelch like family member 36 (gene KLHL36). Bases 146 to 1996 code for a protein of 616 amino acids. The record is from RefSeq and is a predicted model, not a curated record. Lineage: Eukaryota; Metazoa; Chordata; Mammalia; Carnivora; Hyaenidae. The transcript is spliced from 5 exons. Gene Ontology annotation, molecular function: cullin family protein binding.